Molecule: messenger RNA, 381 nt
Organism: Huiozyma naganishii CBS 8797
Lineage: Eukaryota; Fungi; Ascomycota; Saccharomycetes; Saccharomycetales; Saccharomycetaceae
Gene: MPC2
Product: mitochondrial pyruvate carrier
Exons: 1
Coding region: 1-381 (126 amino acids)
Biological process (GO): pyruvate import into mitochondria
Cellular component (GO): mitochondrial inner membrane
Molecular function (GO): pyruvate transmembrane transporter activity
Source: RefSeq, a predicted model, not a curated record
AUGUCGAGCAUAAAUUUUGCAUUCAAGAGAUUCAUGAAGAGCCCCACGGGUCCAAAGACCGUGCAUUUCUGGGCCCCCACUUUGAAAUGGGGGCUUGUGAUUGCCGGUCUUUCGGAUUUGACGAGACCCGUUGAGAAGGUGUCAGGGGCACAGAGUCUGUCGCUGCUGGCCACCGCAGCCAUCUGGACGAGGUGGUCUUUCGUGAUCAAGCCCAAGAACUACCUGCUGGCAUCGGUCAAUUCCGUGCUGGGCCUCACCGCAGCGUACCACAUUGUACGGAUCGGUGUACACAGAGUUAAAAAUGGUGACACCGUGUCGCAGGCAUGCCGCUACAUCGUCAAUGGACCUGAACGCCACGAAUUGAAGGAAACGGCAGCUUAA